Ceraceosorus guamensis is the source of this 5030-nucleotide messenger RNA. RefSeq lists its product as hypothetical. Gene Ontology annotation, biological process: establishment or maintenance of actin cytoskeleton polarity; signal transduction. The transcript has 5 exons. Bases 109 to 4917 code for a protein of 1602 amino acids. Gene Ontology annotation, cellular component: microtubule cytoskeleton; cell tip. The record is from RefSeq and is a predicted model, not a curated record. Gene Ontology annotation, molecular function: protein binding. NCBI's taxonomy places the organism in Eukaryota, Fungi, Basidiomycota, Exobasidiomycetes, Ceraceosorales, Ceraceosoraceae.
GAAUUGGUCGCAGACCACCCACCGCCAGACGCGUCGGGGCCUGGCUGCCUCGCUUCCCUUCCAUAAGCGCAUACAUCCCUGCUGCUGCCCUCUUCUCCUUCAACAACCAUGGCACAGGUCAAGCCAAAUUUGACUGUGGACGUAGGACUAGCCCAGACGGGUGGUAGGGCGCCCGCCCAAGCUGCCAAAGCAGCCAUUCAUGCGGCCAGAUCAGCAUCCGCUCCGCGAUCAGAGAACGGCGAUGGUUCAUUACCAGGAGGAGGCGGCUACGAAGGAGCCUAUGGCGGUACAGAAUCAGCCAUCGAUAUGAAUGCACAGUCAAUUGAGAAUGGCAGGACUGCAGCGGCUGACGGGUUCAGCAGCGACGAGGAUGGGGAUGGACAGGAUUUGUAUGCUGCCGCGCAACGCCGGCUGCAGCAUGGUGCUACCAGCAAAGGAGCGAGAGCAACGCGAGAUAAUCAACACGGCGGAGCGAGCGCACAAGGUGGACGUCGCAUGUAUGCCGACAAUUCAGACUCUGAUCACGAAGACUAUGGACCGCAAGGCGAGACAGAAGUCGGCAUGGACGGCAAUUCCGACGACGAUGGCGUCUAUGAUGAGGAAGAGGAGGACGAUCUUUCCAGCUCGCCAUCCAUUCCAGACGAGAACAUAGAUUUCGAUCUCGUCUACGCGCUUCACAACUUCGUAGCUACGGUCGAGGGCCAGGCCACAGUCCACAAGGGAAACGAUUUGACCCUUCUCGACGAUUCUAAUUCCUACUGGUGGCUCGUGCGAGUGCUGAGGACAUCCGAAGUGGGUUAUAUUCCCGCCGAGAACAUCGAGACGCCAUUCGAGAGGCUUGCUAGAUUAAACAAGCAUCGGAACGUCGAUCUCACAAGCGCUACAGACGAUGACCACAAUCAGGUGCCAGACAAGAUUUACAAUUCUCACUUGGUCAAGCAGCGCUCUUUUGGCGUAAAUGGGGGCAUAUCCGCUCAUUCGGGCAAGCUCUCGGCGCUGUCAAGGAGGAACGCAGGCGGUCCGCCGGCACACAUUCUCAAAGAGCAGAAGCGGAUUGGCAAGCGUGGCGUCUUGUUUGGACCUUCCACAUACUUAGAACACAGCGGCAACGAGAUGUCUUCUGACGAGGAGGGCGACUACGAUGAGGAAGCUGAGGAAGGCGAAAUGGACGGCGAAGACUAUGAUGAAGAAGGCACCGAAGCUCAGGGAGACGGAUCAGGUGCACAAGGGGCCAGCGGAGUAACGGAUGUGCGUUCUCGGGGCGAGCCUGUUGAUGCGGGUCUGGCUGGCGUCGGAGCAGCUCGAGGGCCAGUCCAAGGCUCAGGUGCGAGUGGAUCUGCUUUUGACCGGCUGGAGCCCGACGAUGGUAUGGAUUGGGACGCGGGCGAGGCCGAAAGAGUGCAACAAGCGCAGCAGGCGCGAAACCGGCAGGAGCAAGCUCAAGCGCAAGCUACCGCUCAACAACAACAGCAACAAACAGCAACCCAGCAGCAACAGCGUGCUUCAGCUGAGCAAGCCAGGCAAGCAUCUGAGCGCUCGUCAGGAGGCAGUCAAAUUUCGCCCCGGCAGCAAGCUCAACUUGGGCAGACAGGUCUUCAGACCUCACCUUCUCAACAGCAACGGGGCCCAGUCGGCUCCCCGGGCUCUCCGCCGUACUCACCAGAACAGGCGCAGUUGCAAGGUCAACAGCAGUACACACUUGGAGCAGGCAUACCUGGAUCUUUGCGACCUGGCGAGGCGCCGGGGCAGCAUGCCCGGAACGUAUCUUCGAGCGAACGUUCCAUCUCGAGCCUUUCUUCGGCCGGCGGCCAACCCGCUACACCUUCGCAGAUUCAGGCUGAGAGGGCACGCGCUAGCACAGAGCUUGCGGGACAAGCGGGCAGAGUAUCGCCUGCCGCGCCGAGCAGUAUGAAGGCCGACCGCGACUCUCGACGCAUGAGCAACCGCAAAUCUCGCGGUGAAGAGGAUGCCUACGUUCCAGAAGAGAAGACGACGAAGAAACGUUCUGGCGUCUUCAGCGGGCUGUUCUCGCGAAGUAAGGACAAGAAGGAUCGCAAAUCGGCGACCUUCUCUGAUGACGCUGCGACGGGACGUAGCUCGGAGGAUAGCUUUGCGGGAAGCGCUGGAAACAGACGCUCGGGUGCGAUGUCGCCAGGCAUGUCACCGGGACUCGCUGGGCCACCCCAAAAUUACGGCAGGACGAUGCAAGAUCGAGAUCGCGUAGUGCAGGAGGCCUAUCAGCGUCAAUUCUUGACGGACAGCAACAAAUCGGCGAAUCAGUCUGCUGCUGAUGCAGCAGCUAUGGCUGCGCUUGGCAACGAGUAUUCUCCAGGCCCGCAUCCUCAGAGCUUCCAACCUGGCAAAACGAGACCGGGCAGUCUCAUCGGCACGCCAAGCUACGUCCCGAUGCUUAACGUCAUGCGUGUCUUCGCCGGUGAUGCUAUAGGCAGCGAAGCAACCUUUAAGACGGUUCUGCUGAAUGAGGCGACGUCUGCGGAGGACUUGGUCAAGCAGGCAAUGCAGCGAUUUCGCGUCGCUGUUGACUCAAAUCCUGACGAUUACUACUUGACUGUGAAGCUCCUGGAAGGGGAAGAGAGAGCUCUGGGCGCAUUGGAGAAACCGUUGCAAGUCUAUGACAAGCUGUCUGAGUCUUCGCCGGACCAGAUCAGCGCCGCCAUUCCCAGCGUGAAGCGAUCCAGCGUUGGCUCCAUCUCUUCGAUAUCUUCAAACUUGAGUCUCAAACCAGCGAUUACAAGAUUGGGUGAAGAUUUUGGAGACGAUCACGCGGUCAAGUUUUUCCUCCAUCGGAGAGCGCCGCUAAGUGCUCGAGGUGCUGGCACAUCCGAUCAGGGCUCGUCAACAGACACAGCAUACGGAGGUCAGGGUCUGUUCCCAACAAACGACCCAAAGCAGAGCGGCAGUAGCGGCAUUGGAAUACCCCUUGGACCUGGAAGCCAGCGCAAUAGCGCCACGUCCACGCUGACACCCGAAAGCGCCGAAGCAAUUGCGGCUGCUACUGCGCGCUUCGCCCUUCGCCUGAUCAUCUUUCCAUCCGACUUACCUGAAGGCACAGUCUUCGACCCGCAGACGAAUGCCCUCAUACCGGAAGCCGUUCUACGCGAGCGCGGUCCAGGCGGUCUUGUACCAGGCGAAGGCGUUGAGCAGCGGUAUCGCGAGAAAGUCCUUGCGCUGCCCCGAAACACUACAGUAGCUGAAGUGAUCGAGCAGGGUCUUGACCGAUUCGGCGUAAUGGAAGGAUUGGUCGAAGGUGGUGACGAUGUCGAGGAUCGCACUUCGAGAAGGCGAAGCAAAGGCCGAGUCAGAUACGGCUUGUCAGCUGAUAUUCGCGGAGAUGAGCGGCCACUUGGACCUGCUUCGAAAGUACUGGACGCCUACCUCAAGCAGCCGGUCUUCAGGGACGCUCCUGGCAACCGACGCUCCGCGGAUGGCAAGCGGCGCAGUUUUGACGCAGCAACACUGCUAGCAAUGGUCAGCGAUCUAAGGGCAGAUGAUCCUGUCUUCAUACUGAGGCAAGUUCAGCAGCCGCUCAAGGCAAAGGGUGCACGGCCGCUGAGUCCCACUGAAAACGUGCUUCUUGACAAAAUUAAUGAGCGACGGCAAGCCGAGUUGGAGACCGUGCAAGCGACGCCUUUGACCCGCACAGCGGAGGAUCCAGCUGCACCGUUCAAUCCAAGCCCACCUGUCGCCAAUCAGUCUGGUAUGAGCCGCCAGGAAAUCAUCGCUGCGCAGCGUGCAGCUGCUCACGAGCGGCGCGCAGCUGUUCUGGGCGCUCAGCGCAAUGCGCAGCAGGGGGUGGACGUCGUUCUUGCGGAUGAAGCGAGGAUACGAAGCUCACGCGCAGGCGAGAAUGGCAAGGUUCGCUACUCUUAUGUACCCAACAGCGGGGCUGAGCAAGACAUCAGCAACAUCAUCGAAGAUGUUUUGAAGGAACAAGACAAGGCGAUGGCUGCGGCUGGGUUGAGCUCGUCUCCAGCUAGAGAUGCGAGCAGACCAGCUGUUUUGCGAAAUGCCAGUCGAGGCACGAUGGCAACGAGCGAGGCGGAGUACGAAAGUGCAUCAAGCUCUCCUCGAGCGACCAGUCCUCUCAGCCUACGCGAAGUCAACUUCGACCUGCGGCCAUCAAACUCGCGCAUGACCACGAAUGAUUCCGACACGCUCACAACGCCGCCCCUCUCGCUAGGCAAGAAGUCUACAUUGCAGUCGCAGCAGUCGCAAGCACCAGCAGGAGCACAGGGUGGCUCGGCUCAGAACGAUCUGUUGGAGAGCUUCGUUCGGAAUCCAGACGCUUCGGAAGCAAACAUCGAGGAGCGCAUCGACCAAGUCCUUUCAAGAGUGACAGGCCUUGGCGCGUCAUCUGGCUCGGGCUUGGACCCCUCGCGUUUGCGCGACCCAGCUUCGCCUGCGAGCAAGUCCAGCUCUGCUACUCCUCGUGGUCCUUCGCCGAGCUAUCAGAAUGUGAAACCAAAAGGCGGCGUGGUGGGUGGCUUGGCGGGAUUAGCAGCAGCAGGCGGUAGCCUGGCAGCGGGUGCUGCAGCCCUCACCGCAGGCGCACUCAACGCUGUGAGCGGCGGUGACAACGGCGGGUCGUUAGCAAACACAGCCAAGGCCACUUCGCGGUCAACGAACAUAUUUACAGGCUCCAGCGCCGAUUUGGGGCUGCAACAUCUCUUCGCUGUCGUUGACGCAGCGGCCAGAAGAGACCCUCGCAGCGGUAGCAGGAUACCUCCGGUCGAUGCCACUUCGCUGCGUCCGCAAGUCGCUGGACUGUUCGCUCCUAAUGCUCCGCCCAUCGAGUCGCGCAAGACCCGGGAGGCGUAUGCGCCAGUCGGAAAACAAUUGAACAUGAUCGAGGAUGCUCUCGAUCAGCUCUUGAUGGAUGCUCUGCGCGUUUUGUGACCCUUUGCAUCCUCAUUGGGGUCAUAACGUGGUUUGGAACGGACGGCUCACGCAGCGCUGAAGCUGAUGGUGAUAUAGGUGGGAGAUGACGAUCUGGCAGAAAUGAUGCCUCA